CAGUUCUAAGUUAAACAGAACAAUAAAAAUAAAAAAAGGAAGGCGAAACAAAGGGUCCUUUUACCUAGACACAACAACUUGUAUUCAAUUCUCUUGUUCUUCCAUCUUCUUCGCAUUAGCAUUCACACUGCCUGAUUCGCCACCCUAAACACCAGAGAGAAAUGGGAAUUGCAGGAGUCCUAAGGAACAUUGUUCGCCCUCUGUCACUUGCAUCAUCAAGAACCUUGACUUCUCGAAUGCCCACCAAUGUUUCGAUGACAUCGUUUUGUCCUGUUUCUCCAUCUCCCUGUAAACCUCCCCAGUGGAUUCUUCCCCUCUGGAAUCACUUCCAUAGCUUGACAGACAGCUUGACAGACACUCGCUUCCCAAAGAGACGACCCUCUGAUAAAUCUCGUCGAAAGAGGGCCAGCCUGAGACCGUCUGGACCUUAUGCUUGGGUUCAAUAUACACCUGGCCAACCCAUACUUCCAAAUAAGCCGAAUGAGGGGAGUGUCAAAAGGAGAAAUGAGAAGAAACGCAUGAGGCAGCGCCGUGCCUUUAUAUUGGCGGAGAGGAAGAAAAGGAAAGCUCAGCUGCAAGAGGCUAAUCGGAAGAAAAAUAUUGAGAGGGUAGAGCGUAAAAUGGCUGCAGUUGCAAGGGAAAGGGAGUGGGCAGAAAGACUGGCCGAGUUGCAGCGACUUGAGGCACAGAAGACAAUCUAAUGGAAUUUUUUAGGACCUAUCUGCAGUUGGUAACACUGGUUGUGCACUCUAUACACUAUUUCUAUAUUUUCAAUAUGUUCAGAAACAUGAAAGUCUGAAUCCCCCCAUUUUGUUGUU
This is a messenger RNA of Vigna unguiculata (cowpea), 818 nucleotides long. RefSeq names its product protein translocase subunit. Gene Ontology annotation, cellular component: mitochondrion. Lineage: Eukaryota; Viridiplantae; Streptophyta; Magnoliopsida; Fabales; Fabaceae. The record is from RefSeq and is a predicted model, not a curated record.